Messenger RNA from Durusdinium trenchii, 627 nucleotides. The record is from the annotation of a GenBank genome assembly. Lineage: Eukaryota; Dinophyceae; Suessiales; Symbiodiniaceae.
AUGGCCGCCUCUGAGGCCUCGGGGCAAUGGGAAUCCGCCCUUGCCAUUCUAGCCAAGAUGCAGGACCAUGGCCCACAACCCAACUUAGUGGCCUUGAACGCUGCUGCGUCAGCGCUGCUGAACUGCGGUCGCCUGGCCGAGGCGUUGGCGCUCUACCGCGAGGCGGAGGACAACGGAUUGAACGCCCAGUGGCUGGACACCGGCCGCUUCCCCUCCGCUGACCUGGACUUGCACUGCUUCCCCGUGGAGCUGGCGAAGUUGGCCGUGAUGCGGCAGCUCCUGGACUUGGCCCUCCAGGGCCCCCGCAGCUCAGGCUUGCUCUUGGUCACGGGUGCUGGGCGCCACGGGGGUCGCCCCGUCUUGGCGCCACGGCUCCGGCCGUGGCUGGAAGAGUUGGGUCUGCCGGUGGAGGAUGGGGACUGGUUCGGCACCACGGGCCGCUUGUUUCUGAGCGAGACAGCUCUCGAGGAGCUCACUUGCCGCGGCCCAAAAGGGGGACGGGAACCGUGGCCAGGCCUUGGCGUCCUUGACAAGCAAUGGAACAUCAAGGUCUGUGACUUUGGGAAGACUCAGGAGAUGCCGCCCAUGGGAGUGCGAGGGGAAGACACUGCCGCAACGUGCCCGUAG